Solanum lycopersicum (tomato) is the source of this 588-nucleotide messenger RNA. RefSeq lists its product as uncharacterized. Lineage: Eukaryota; Viridiplantae; Streptophyta; Magnoliopsida; Solanales; Solanaceae. The record is from RefSeq and is a predicted model, not a curated record.
AUGACAUCCAACAACCUACCUUUAAAUCCACCAUUCACUUGUACCGGUGAAAAUGACCAAACUUGGUCUGUGAAGAUGCAAGCUUUUUUUGAAGCCUAUGAACUUUGGGAAACUGUGACGGAUGAUAAACCACUUGUUGCUCUACCAGCAAAUCCUACCUUGGCUCAGAUCAAAUCCAACAACGAAGAGAAGGCAAAGAAAUCUAAAGUCAAGUCGCUUAUGCAGAAUGCUGUGGCAGAUUCUAUGUUUUACAGAAUCAUAGCUUGCAAAACUGCAAAAAAGGCUUGGGAUAGGUUGAAAGAAGAAUAUCAAGGCAACGAUAGAACACGUCAAAUGCAAGUGUUGAACCUGAAAAGAGAGUUUGAGUCCUUGACUAUGCAGGAGGAUGAAACUAUCAGUAAGUAUGCUGAUAGAAUCUCCUUAUUUGUUAAUAACAUUGGACUUCUUGGUGAAGAAUUUACAGACAAACAAAUUGUGGAGAAAGUGCCUGUGACUCUUCCUCAGAGGUUUGAAUUUAAGAUUUCCUCUCUUGAAGAAUCCAAGGACCUGGGCAAACUUUCAUUAAGUGAACUAAUGAGUGCUCUUUAA